This is a messenger RNA of Cyprinus carpio (common carp), 3139 nucleotides long. Its product is annotated as segment polarity protein dishevelled homolog DVL-2-like. Gene Ontology annotation, biological process: intracellular signal transduction; canonical Wnt signaling pathway. NCBI's taxonomy places the organism in Eukaryota, Metazoa, Chordata, Actinopteri, Cypriniformes, Cyprinidae. Gene Ontology annotation, cellular component: cytosol. Gene Ontology annotation, molecular function: frizzled binding. The record is from RefSeq and is a predicted model, not a curated record.
AUGCCCCAGUACAAGGGACCAGUGGGAAGGCCUGGGCGCCUCUCUUUCGUCACACGCCUCGCUGGCCCGAGCCGAGAAGUAUUUCAAAUCCCCCAUGUGUUUUUGUACGAGGGAAAUGUUGUUACAGUGUAGCUGGUUGUAGGUGUGUUUUUAACAUUUUUAAAGGAAACCAUGACACUUUUGAGCGUUCAAGACACCAAAAGUUUGGCACAAUAGCGGUGUUUUCUUUGUUUAUGCUGGAUGCGCGAGACAGGGCAGUGUUAUUGGAUAGUAGUAUUGUGGUGUAGACGAGUUUUCUCAACCCCCUUCUCUCCGGAGCGCUGGCUAACAUUAGCAGCAUAGCUGCUGCCUCUUCCAUACUUUCGUAGAACAACGGGAAAGUUGAGUUGAGUUUGGAGACAUGGCGGAGACUAAAAUAAUUUAUCACAUUGACGAAGAGGAGACGCCGUACUUGGUGAAGAUUCCCAUAGCGGCUGAGAAAAUCACUCUGCUGGAUUUUAAACAGGUCUUGAACAAGCCGAACUACAAAUUCUUCUUCAAGUCUAUGGACCAGGACUUCGGGGUGGUGAAGGAGGAGAUCUCAGACGACAGUGCCAAGCUGCCAUGCUUCAAUGGAAGAGUUGUCUCCUGGCUGGUGUCCUCAGACACUCCUGCAGCCGAACCCCCUGCUCCUCUGGUAGAGAUCCAGUCUCAGCCCUCACCUCCCCCUCCUCCCCUACCUCCACCUCCUGCCGAGAGGACGGGGGGCAUUGGAGACUCCAGACCCCCUUCCUUCCAUCCCAACACUGCAGGCAGCCUGGAGUCCUUAGAUGAUCAGACAGAGACAGAGUCAGUCGUGUCUUUCAGGAGAGAGAGACCUCGGCCCAGAGAGAGCUUGGAUCAGCAUGGGCCACGUAUUAAUGGGCAGUCCCGUAUGGACAGACACCUGGCUGGCUAUGAGAGUGCCACAACAGUGAUGAGCAGUGAACUGGACACCACAAGCUUCUGUGAUUCAGAUGACGACGAUACGAUGAGCAGGUUCAGCAGCUCCACUGAACAGAGCACAGCAUCUAGAUUGCUGAAACGCCAUCGCAGACGCAGGAAACAGCGCCCACGUCUGGAGAGGGCUUCCUCUUUCAGCAGUGUGACAGAUUCAACCAUGUCCCUAAACAUUAUUACAGUCACUCUUAACAUGGAGAAGUAUAAUUUCCUGGGCAUCAGUAUAGUGGGUCAGAGUAAUGAGAGAGGUGAUGGAGGCAUCUACAUUGGCUCCAUCAUGAAGGGGGGAGCAGUAGCUGCAGACGGACGCAUUGAACCUGGAGACAUGCUGCUGCAGGUGAAUGACAUCAACUUUGAGAACAUGAGUAAUGAUGAUGCGGUCAGGGUUCUCCGUGAGAUUGUCCAUAAACCUGGACCCAUCACCCUGACUGUGGCAAAAUGUUGGGACCCUUCUCCACAAGGUUAUUUCACCCUGCCACGCAAUGAGCCAAUCCAGCCCAUAGAUCCAGCAGCAUGGGUCAAUCAUUCAGUAGCUCUGACAGGGGUGUUUCCAUCCUACCCUAGUAGCACAAUCACCUCCAGCUCAUCUGUCACUGAAACUGAACGAUUUGACGAGUUUAACCUGUCUCUUCGCUCUGACAUGGCAUCGGUUGCUAAGGCCAUGGCAUCUCCUGAGUCCGGUCUGGAGGUCAGAGACCGAAUGUGGCUAAAGAUCACCAUUCCCAAUGCUUUCUUAGGUUCUGAUGUGGUUGAGUGGUUGUAUCAUCACAUUGAUGGGUUUCAGGACAGACGGGAAGCUCGUAAAUAUGCCAGUAACCUACUAAAGGCUGGUUUCAUCAGACACACUGUAAACAAAAUCACCUUCUCUGAACAGUGUUAUUACAUAUUUGGAGACUUCAGUAACUGUGAAAAUUACAUGGCCAACCUUUCUCUUAAUGAUAACGAUGGUUCCAGCGGUGCUUCAGACCAGGAUACUCUGGCCCCUCUUCCAUUGCCGGGAGCAACACCAUGGCCUCUGCUCCACUCUUUCACGUACCAAUACCCUCACCCCUAUUCCAACCAGCCACCUCCCUACCAUGAGCUCUCCAACUACAGCUACGGCCCAGGCAGUGCGGGCAGCCAGCACAGUGAAGGGAGUCACAGCAGUGGCUCCACGCGCAGUGACGGAGAGAAGAGAAGGGGCAGUAAAAGUGUAUCUGGCAGCACAGCGAGCGGUAGCGUACGUGACGAUAAAUCUCCUGGUGGGGGCGGAGCUGACUCACGUUCUGGCAGCGGCAGUGAAUCAGAUUACUCUGUUCGCAGCAGCCUGAGACGAGACCAUGGCUCAGCCACACCUAGCGAACACAGUCGCUCGAGUCAGCGCUCGAGCCAGCGCUCGCAUCAUCGCGUCCCGUCUGCUCAUCUCGCCCCAUAUCCGCCUGGAAUCCCCAUCCCUUACAACCCAAUGAUGGUGAUGAUGGUGCCCCAACAUCCACAUCCACAUCCACACCUAGCACUUGGAGCCCCACACCCACAAACGCCUACUUUGCCGCCCCACCCUGGGUUGCUCCCCUCCGGCACCCCUGGUGGGCCUCCAGGAGCUCCACCAACCCGAGACCUGGGCUCCGUCCCGCCUGAGCUAACUGCCUCUAGGCAGUCUUUCCACUUGGCCAUGGGCAACCCCAGUGAGUUUUUUGUGGAUGUGAUGUAAUGAAGGAUGUAACCGUCGAUGCACAAGUGAAGGAGUGAGAGCAGAGAGGUUUGUAAUCACAUGAUAACUGUGAGUUCUACUCUGUGACUGACAGAGAUGUAGUUUACUGUAUCAGUGCAGCUCUUUAGAGUUAGUUUUUGUCCUUGACGGUGGGAACAGGGUUUACAGAAGGGUAGGAAGUCUUGCAUAGCACAGACUUAAAAAUCUGUUUUGCCUUUGUCUUUGUGGUAUUAGCCACAACAGGGUCUGGCUUUGAUUAAGAUCUCAUGGUUUUCCAGAAAAUAUUUCUAAAAGCAAAUUCGCUUUAAACACCUUUUAAAUGACCGACAUGAUAUUCACUAGAAUACAAAAAUGCUUUUAAAAAACACUAAAACUAAAAUUUUAUGAAAACCCUUCUAUAAAAAGAAUAAAGUAUGGAAGCUUGUUUCCGUCAUGGGGUAAAAACAUAAAAAGGUAAUUGCAACUUAUCUC